AUGCGUACCAUCGGUGCGACUGCUUGCAUCGAAGUCGCAGGCUUGUUGCAUGUGGACCUCAUGGACUCGAAGAGAUGUGCCCAGCAAGCUCCUCAUCAUGCGCUACCAGACCGCCGUUCUUGUAGCUACUGUCUGUCUAGUGAUGGCCGUUCACUAUCCAUCGGCCUAGGCAGAGAGAAGUUGUCGAGAGCAUUGUGGUACAAGGAUUCUGAAAUGUCGUCAGCCGCUACUUCAACUGGUCCGAACCCAGCAGACCGCCAACGGCAACUUCUAACAGUAGCAGAAGUGCUACGUUCCUGUCUUGUUUGCACACGAACAUUGGGGCUGGUCCAGGAAAAUGCUCUUUCUGAUGAUGUCACAGUGUAUGUGAUAGAUGAUUGCGACACACGUCGUGUGGUAGUCGAGACUUUCAAGAUCGAGUUUUAA
Molecule: messenger RNA, 426 nt
Organism: Peronospora matthiolae
Lineage: Eukaryota; Oomycota; Peronosporomycetes; Peronosporales; Peronosporaceae
Source: the annotation of a GenBank genome assembly